CAAGUUAUCGGAGUUUCUGGACAAUUGGCCCUAAUUCGACGAAACCACUCAAGCAGAGCAGCGUCGAUCUGAGAAAAUCUCGAUAACUUUGAACUCUUAGCACCUAGGCUCGUUCCGCUGGCAACUGCUUCUUCUAUUCGACGCCUGUCUUUGAUGAUGCCAGCUAAAGUACCGUGAGGGACGUCGUACUUCUUUUCCAACGCAUUCCGUGACACGCCGGAGUCGAGUUCGGCCAAAAUCGCGUAUUUUUCUGAGAAUGACAGCCGUUUUUGCUUUCUGGAAGCCAUGCUCAAGACACGUGAUCGGCGCAUGCGUUACAAAAUUUACAUUGGUCGGUAUAAACGAGGAAAUUAGUACUACACUGGACAGUUUAGACAGGUCGGUAAAUGCAAUUUGUCACUAUAUCCGCUGUCGCUAAACCCGAGGUAGGAAGACAUAUUUUGUACUAUUUUCUUGAUAGUGUAAAACGUUUCGGUCGUUAAUACCGAUGUGUCGCUAAACCCAAUGUCGCUAAAUGUAAGGUUGACUGUAGCAACUUCUUCUCCAUAAUUCCACUUGGCUGUGAAUCUGCGUAAACGAGCAUACUUGACUGACAUCCAAACAGGUGUAAAGAUUACAACAUUUCAUGGUGAAGGUGGUAGCCGACAUUAGAAAUCAAUGAGCUGGUGACCCGUAUUACAAUAGAAAUGUCUUUGGUGGCAAAGUUUCAUUGCCCAAUUUUUCCCUUAUUUUGGUUCAGACAGUUUUCCUUCAGUUCUGCGGCACAUAGGAAUUAUCCACUCAUUUGAACCUGGAUUUUUCAUCACGUGCGGUCUAGAUGGAUGUCAGUCAAGCUACCGAAAUUUUAAGUCCUAUAAACGUCAUCUGUACCGCAAACAUGGCGACUUACAAAUGUUGGAGCCUGUUCUCUCCGAGAGGCCUUCCAUCAGCGUGGGCGACGCUAGCCAUGGCCACUGUGGAGACCCCGGUGAUACAGCCUGCCCUGAGGAUGUCGAUGCUACUGGAAUUGACUACAGUGCAAUUGAUGAAGGAAGCAGGGACUUGAUCCGAGAUGCUGGCGCCAAGUUUUUGCUAAGAAUGAAAAAUGGUCUCAAUUUGAGUCAGCACGCUUGCGACGAGAUGAUCGCAGGAGUGACAGAGUUGUUUGGUGUUUUUUUUUCGAAUCUACAUUAGCGUGUAAGAAGGGUCGUUGGUACAGUAGCAGAUAGCGGCGACUGUCUUGACCGUAUAUUUCAAAACAUCAAUCCGUUUCUUGGUAUGUGUAGUCUACAUCAUCAAAGGAAAUACUUCAAAGAAGAAUUUGGACUACAUGAGCCAUCUGAAAGAAAGCUUGGACAGGAACUUGUUCGAAAAUACUGUGGUGGUUCAUCAAGUUUAGUAUCCAAGGGUCAUUACUGUUACGAUGUAGACUUCCUGAAGUCACUUGAAAGUCUACUGCAAAUUGAUGAAUUACUAGAACAGAUUGAAAAUCCUCACUUUAAUGAAUCUGACGUAAUGGCUGAUAUGUGUGAUGGAGAAGCAUUUAGAAGUCACCCAUUGUAUGGCAUUGAUCCUCAAGCACUGCAAGUUAUACUUUAUUACGACGACCUAGAAAUAUGCAAUCCACUGGGUUCCAGUGUGAAGAAACAUAAGCUUGGGGCAUUCUACUUCACACUUGGAAAUAUUCUUCCAAGGAAUCGUUCUCUUCUGCAUUCCAUUCAGUUGCUGGCUAUUGCAAAGACAUCCAUCAUUCAAUUAUAUGGGAUUGAUGUAAUUCUUGAGACGUUUAUGACAUCUAUUAAGAUACUUGAGGAGGGCUAUGAUUUCCUUGUGAGAGGUACUCAGCGGAACAUGAAGGGAACAUUACUACUUGUUGCAGCAGAUAAUCUUGCUUCUCAUUAUGUGGGAGGUUAUAAGGCUCUUCAUUCAGCACUUAGGAAAUGUCGUUACUGUUUGGCAACUGGUGUUGAUAUGUCUAUGAAAGUGUGGCUUUUAAGAAGUUUACUGGCAACUUACUGUACAAUAAAAUAUUGUACUUUAGUUUACUACUGA
Molecule: messenger RNA, 2031 nt
Organism: Corticium candelabrum
Lineage: Eukaryota; Metazoa; Porifera; Homoscleromorpha; Homosclerophorida; Plakinidae
Exons: 5
Coding region: 1258-2031 (257 amino acids)
Source: RefSeq, a predicted model, not a curated record